GAUAACGUCAAAAAGGGAACUGCCAGUUAGCAAGCAGCAGUGUAUGGCAACAAAUACAGCAGUCUGUGGCCCCAAGCAUUGAAGGCCAUUGGAAAGUAGGAGGUCAGGUGGCAAAAACACUGCUGAUAUGAAAAAUUGUCUUUAGCAAGGUACAUGCCAAGUUAAAAUUUAUUAGGGGUAUUUUUAAUCACCUUGGUAUAAUAGCCGCUUCAACGGGCCUUCCGCCCUUCCUUACCUUACCUGUAAGGCGAUACUUGUAAGAAAUCUUAAAUAAUAACAACACAGGACUGGUGCAACAACACGCACUACAACGGACUGGAUGUAUUGUUGCUUUGCUGUUUGCUUGGUGCCUUUUUCUACUGCGGAUUAGAGUUACACUAAGGUUUGUGAUAAACAGAAGACAGAAGAGUGUAGGGGACACGAAGACGCACCCGGUAUCCACUGACGAUUGGGGGAGGUGGAUUAAAGUGCAGGACCAGGGCUUUGAAAUAUUGCUCCAGUACAUUAUAUGUUUUGUUGAGGAGAACUGUUAACCUCCAUUGGAAAUAGUAGUUUUUUUGGAGUACACUUCACUGGCGACGCACCGGCAGAGAAGAGACUUGAGUGGCUGUUAGGUUUUUAUCUAUCACUUGGUGUGUUUGUUAGUCCGUAGUUUCUGUUGUUCCUUUUCUGCCUGGGGAGUUCCUCUCUCCUGGCCCCUACUGUGGCUAACCGUUAAGCGCCAGCUCGCGCCAACAUGGCUCAGCAACAGACGACAAGCUCGCAGAAGGCCCUGAUGUUGGAACUCAAAUCCUUGCAGGAGGAGCCCGUGGAGGGUUUCCGAAUUACUUUGGUGGACGAGUCAGACCUGUACAACUGGGAGGUGGCCAUUUUCGGCCCCCCCAACACCCUUUAUGAGGGUGGUUACUUCAAGGCACACAUAAAAUUUCCAAUGGAUUAUCCAUACUCCCCUCCGACCUUUAGAUUCUUAACCAAAAUGUGGCAUCCCAAUAUAUAUGAGAAUGGAGAUGUUUGCAUUUCAAUUCUUCAUCCACCCGUUGAUGAUCCACAGAGUGGAGAGCUGCCGUCUGAAAGGUGGAACCCUACACAAAAUGUCAGAACUAUUCUAUUGAGUGUAAUUUCAUUGUUGAAUGAGCCUAAUACAUUUUCACCGGCCAAUGUUGAUGCCUCAGUCAUGUUUAGAAAAUGGAGGGACAGUAAGGGAAAAGACAAAGAAUAUGCAGAAAUAAUUAGGAAACAAGUCCUUGCCACCAAAGCUGAAGCAGAAAAAGAUGGAGUAAAGGUUCCCACCACACUUGCGGAGUACUGCAUCAAAACUAAAGUGCCUGCACAUGACAACAGCUCUGAUUUGCUUUAUGACGACUUGUAUGAUGAUGAUAUUGAUGAGGAAGAGGAGGAGCAGGAUGCUGACUGUUAUGACGACGAUGACUCUGGAAAUGAAGAGUCAUGACUUGCACCCUUCUUUAUUACCAUUUACACCACACAUGGCCCACCUUUUAAGGCCUGAAGGGAGCAGCAGUGACCUAACAACCCAGCAGUAAAAGAUUAUGAAAACAAAAAUAAACUUGUUUGUUGCUGUUUCCUGUUGUGUGGAUCUGAAUUUGCUCCUUUUUUUAUGGACCUUUUAUGGGUGAAGUAAGUCCACAGUUUGUCUUCGAACCCUUGCUUUCUUAACUUUCCUUCAAUGUGAUGAAUUUUCUUUACCACACACCUCCCUUCCACGCGCACACUUCCACCCUGGGUGCUCCCAGCAAAAUUAAUGCCUGGACUGAAUCAGUUACAAAAGAAGUCAUAAUUAACAUGAUCCUUUUUGGUCAUUUGUUUAUGCAGAGUUAAAGAAAAUGCUGCAUUAUUUAGUAGAGGAAAUGCCGCAAAAAUGGUAGAAAAAUUGCCAAGAUACUGGGAAUCCAUUAGUAUUUCUAUUGCUAGUUUGUGCAUUCUUUAGUCUGGAUUCAAUUUUUUUAAGCAUUGUGGUGGUACACUUUUAAACUCCAUCUUUUGGGUUGAGUUGAUGUGGAAAGCCAUUGCAUUGAGCUGUAUAAUUUGUUUUUAUCUUGAAGAUGCAGUAGUCUGUCCAACAGGCAUCCCUAGAUAGUGUAUGAAGUCUUUGACAUACUGUAGCUGCUUGUUUUAGCUUGAUGUGGGUUUCUGUUCAACGCCAUAGUAUUAGUGCGCACGCACACACACACACACACACACACACACAUAUAUAUAUAUAUAUAUAUAUAUAUAUAUAUUUUUUUUUUUUUUUUUUAUUAUUAUUAUUUAUUUAUUUGGGGCAGUCAUUUUUAGAGAGACCUGCUUGCAGAUGUAGUCAACACCUUUUUAUGUUUUUGUAUUUUGCCAUUGAAGUCUAGGGCUGUUAUGUUGGACAUUUCCUCAUGAGUAAAAUUUACAGUUUGAAACACUUUGGUGGCUUAAAGCUUAGUCUACGAAAGUCCUGCUGACCCAGGUUUUGUAUAAAAAAGUUGAUUCAAACAUUCCUUCCAUCUAAAGAUAUAAUGUGCAGUUCAUGUGGUUGUAGCGGCAGUGAUUCAUUUACUUGUCUUGCUUCUGCGUAAUUAUGCCUGAAGUAACUGAGGUAGCAUUUCAAGAGUCUGAAAACAUAAAUCCUUUGCUAGGAUGUCAAAACGUGCAGAAGCCAUAAGAUAAGUACAUUAAGCUUCCAUCAUGGCUGUUACAUUUUGAGCAUUUGUGGUACCCAUAUCAUUAAGUAGGUGAAAUUAACUCAUUUGAAACUGGUGUGACACUGUUUGAGGCUUAGGAGCCAAGGUUUGUAGAACUUUGAAACUUAAGCUUGUCAAAAGUAAUCCUAGUGGUGGCUUCUAAUGUGUGGUGAACAGUGCUUGAUUGGGGGGGGGGACUUGUAUGUCAGCAAUGAGGGGUUUUGCACAUGUUAAAAGAUAUGCUAUUUACUUUGUAACCUCAUUUGUGCUGAUUUUAUAGAUAAGGCGCAAUUUUGCCACAAGACCACUAUUAAUGUUUUUAGUGGCCAGGCAUUGCUGUGUUUAGGAGGAUGGUGGAAGUUGUGAAGGGUAGUUUUUGCUCAUGCCUCUGAAUAGGCCAGGCAUGUACAAGUAUUGCAGUAAAUCUGAUAUUGAUAUAAAGCCUUAGUAACUGUUUAUGCUGUAGUUUAACCUAACAUUUUAUAAAGAAUUUAAUCAGAUGGAACCCUGAUAAUUUAUUACAUUAAGCAUAUGUUUAACCAUGGGGGAUGCUGCAUCUUUUCAGGUAUGUUUUUUGACCCCCCCCCCCUUUUUUUUGUGGCCAUCUUCAUUAUAUCCUGUUCCUUGAGUUGUUUGAAAUAUUCAGCUUAAUGUUGCAGGAUUUAUUAUUUUUUUUAAUUUUAAUGUUUUGACCUUUAGGAACUUUGUUGUAAGCUGGGCUGAUGAGGUUUGUUUUCUACUAGAGUGUCUGCUGUUGCUCGUUUCCCUUUGAUGUGUAAACACUGAAAUAUUAGCCCAACCAGGGAGGUUUAAGAAAGAAUGUUAGGUGUUAUCUAUUUUGGUCUUUUUUUCUCUAUAUUGUUAAAUAUCAUCUGAAAAAGUUUACAUUUUUUCUUAAAGCAAAAAAUAAAUAAUGGAUUGAGGUAGCUGUAAUGAUACCAGUAGGGGUGCACUAACUGUUUUGAUAGUUCUACCCUAAGCAAAAUGCAAAUAUUUGUUUUCUUUAAGAUUUAUCGACCUUACACGAGACUGAUGCAUUUUUGUGUUGUCUUCCCUCUCACAGCAUUUUUUUUUGUUUCUUCCUGGCAAUGGUCAACUAAUAAAAUGUGAAAUAAAA
Messenger RNA from Protopterus annectens (West African lungfish), 3783 nucleotides. RefSeq names its product ubiquitin conjugating enzyme E2 R2 (gene UBE2R2). The transcript has 5 exons. The record is from RefSeq and is a predicted model, not a curated record. Gene Ontology annotation, molecular function: ubiquitin conjugating enzyme activity. Gene Ontology annotation, biological process: protein polyubiquitination; ubiquitin-dependent protein catabolic process. Bases 737 to 1450 code for a protein of 237 amino acids. NCBI's taxonomy places the organism in Eukaryota, Metazoa, Chordata, Ceratodontiformes, Protopteridae.